Molecule: messenger RNA, 1915 nt
Organism: Cynoglossus semilaevis (tongue sole)
Lineage: Eukaryota; Metazoa; Chordata; Actinopteri; Pleuronectiformes; Cynoglossidae
Gene: pgls
Product: 6-phosphogluconolactonase
Exons: 7
Coding region: 311-1072 (253 amino acids)
Biological process (GO): carbohydrate metabolic process; pentose-phosphate shunt
Molecular function (GO): 6-phosphogluconolactonase activity
Source: RefSeq, a predicted model, not a curated record
CUCCGUUUUAUGCAGCGAUAUCUCGGUGUGAAGGACGGAGCAGCACUCGUCUGCCAGGUUGCCGAUCUCAACCAGAGCCGCUUUCGUUAAUUUUUCUAGAACAGCGGCCAACUGAGUCCGGAAACUGCGAUAUACUGUACUUGGGCUUCAUCUUGGACUUCAACUACCAUAAUGCAUCGGAAGAAGCUGUUCUAGGUUGGCUUCGGUUGGCUGUUGGGAAACCAGCAGUAGGAAGUAAUGCUUCGAAUUAAAUUUGCCGACUGAAAAUCUUCAUGAAACUUUGGACUUGAAUUUCACUCUUUAGACAGUCAUGGCUGCCAGGAGAAUAGUGGUCUUCCCAUCUUCCACAGAGCUUGGGCCAGCACUGGCACAUUUGGUGACCUCUCGGGCCCAAAAAGCCAUUGCAUCUCGUGGGAGGUUUAGUCUGGGACUCUCUGGAGGAAGUCUGGUCUCCAUGCUCAGCAAAGAGCUGCUAGCACUUCAAGAACUGGAUUAUAGCAAGUGGUUGGUUGGUUUUUGUGAUGAACGACUGGUCCCCUUUGAUGAUUGUGAGAGCACAUAUGGACUCUACAAGAGUAAACUGUUUUCCAAGAUUGACAUUCCUGAAAGUGGGAUUUUAACCAUCAAUUCAUCACUGCCUGUCAGUCAGUGUGCAGAGGAUUAUGCCAACAGAUUGAAAAAGGCCUUUCCAGAUGAUGCCCUCCCUGUGUUUGACUUGCUGCUGUUGGGCAUGGGACCUGAUGGACACACCUGUUCUCUUUUCCCAGACCACCCUCUAUUGGAGGAAACAGAGAAGAUUGUGGCCCCCAUCACCGACUCUCCCAAACCACCACCACAGCGAGUAACUCUGACUUUACCAGUUGUGAAUUCUGCACGCUGUGUGGCUUUUGUAUCCACAGGAGGAAGCAAAGCACCCAUUUUGAAGGAAGUGCUGGAGGGUAGAGAAGGUCCAGCGUUUCCAGCAGCUCGGGUCGUUCCAACCAAUGGUGAACUGUUCUGGCUUGUUGAUGACCCUGCAGCUGCCUCUCUUACUAUACAGGUAGAGAGGCCAGGUGCAGGGGCCAAACUGUAGAGCUUUUUCCAAAACGGAUACCAAAACGGAGACAUUGAAAGCAGGAUAAAGAAAAACAUUUCUACCUUGAAAGUUCGCACAACAGUGGCUGUGUGUCUGACUUCAGUUUAAUUCAAAGUAGUUUCUCCACACAGUUUUUUAUUUGCUCAUUUAAGGUUUGUCUUUAUCAAAAUGGCAAGUUGCACACUUUUCUGUCAAAUAUAUCACGAGUAUCUGCAUCAUUUAAAAUUAUGAUGCAGCUAUUUGCAUUAGAAAUGCAUCAGAUACUACUUAAAGUACAGAUUUGCAACGUAUUGCAAAUAUGUACAAUGUGUGUUCAAGUGGUGCAGAUUAUGUAAAAUAUAUGAAGGAUGAUAUUGUUCCACCCAAAUUAUUUAAGAUCAUUGUUUGGAAAAUGAUUCAUCUUUGUAAUAAGUCACUGUAUUAUUACAUUAUGCAGCUAAUUUGCCUAUUAUAACAAGCUCAAUACAUGCAAACUACACCAUAUGAACUUCACAUGCAUAUUAUAAUUUCAGAAAUAACAAUCUCUUUGUGCUUUAAUUCCCCACACUGACUCAUAAAACUGAUUUUGAAGGCAUCUUGCAAAGGUUACAGCGCAUAUGGAGAUAGAAGAUAAGGCUGAAGACGUACAUUUUUUGGUUCUUUUUUAUCAUCCUAGCAAGGUCUCUAAAUCGUUUUGAAUGCCAGAAUACAUGGUAAAUGUCAGUUGUCUCCUCUUAGCAGCACCAUCAAAGUUAGCAUUGACCAUGUCAAGCUAUCGCCUCAAUUUGUCUGAAUUUCAUUACUCACAAAAGAACGGCUGCAUUUGUAAGAAUAAAAAUAAAAAGCUCAUAAAACAUGGUA